CUCUAGCCGGAAAAUCUCACAGACCAGACCACAAAACUAGGUUACUGUUGCAAAGAAGGAUUAGUUGAUUGACAAAGAGGGAUGGCACUGGUAUCAGGAGGAAGAUCUACAUUGAACCCUAAUGCCCCUCUCUUCAUUCCUGCUGCUUUCCGCCAAGUGGAGGAUUUCUCACCUGAGUGGUGGAAACUGGUGAAGACUUCAACAUGGUUUCGUGACUACUGGCUGAGCCAACAUCAGGAUGACGAGAAUUUUGAAGUCAAUGAUGGUGCUGAUGAUGAUGUUUUGAAUUUACUGCCAGAGACAUUUGACCUUGGCAUUGAUGAAGAAUCCCUUGAUUUGGAAGUUCAGAUGGAGGAACUGAUCCAGCUUUCUGAAACCAAAGAAGGAACUGAAUCAGCCUCCACAGUUUCAAAAACUGGAAGGAAGCCCGUCAAUGUGCAUGCAGGACUCAAACUGGAGACUGAAGCAUUGAUGAAGAACCUCAACUUGGGCAAUUCUCCAAAGGGGAAAAGUCCCAAGACUCCAGUGGGGCCUGCAAAAUACCACGAGAAGGCAGCACAGUGCAUGAGCCCCAAAUAUGGCCCCCGACGCAUUAACCAGCCUCGUUGAGAAGAGAUUGUGAGAACUCGUCCAUGACUGCCAGCUGCACUGACUAGAGAGAGUAGUGUAGUCUCCUAUCUGAGCUGCUUCUGUAUAUAACAAGGAUGCAGCUCUUUGUAUCCCUAGUUGUUUGUGAUCAUGUUUAUCCUUCCGGGUGGUCGAAACUUCACUAGAACUGUGUAAAUCAAGAAAUCAAGGUGUUUAAAGUUUGCAGGUUUGAUGUUGUUUUCGAAAGUUGAGAGACUCUGUUAUAGUAAGAACUAUUUAGUAUAUAAUAACAAAACAUCAUAUGCAGGGGCUCUUAUAGAUUC
Messenger RNA from Vitis riparia (riverbank grape), 911 nucleotides. Its product is annotated as protein EARLY RESPONSIVE TO DEHYDRATION 15-like. The transcript is spliced from 3 exons. The record is from RefSeq and is a predicted model, not a curated record. The coding region runs from base 82 to 609 and encodes 175 amino acids. Lineage: Eukaryota; Viridiplantae; Streptophyta; Magnoliopsida; Vitales; Vitaceae.